Molecule: messenger RNA, 1857 nt
Organism: Aureobasidium musti
Lineage: Eukaryota; Fungi; Ascomycota; Dothideomycetes; Dothideales; Saccotheciaceae
Source: the annotation of a GenBank genome assembly
AUGGAUCUCACCAACAGUUGGCAAAUCUCCAACCCUUCCCUGACAGGCCUACCACAACCAUCCGGCCCCCCGAACGUGUCAAACGGCUUCUUGUGGAACUCCCACGAGUCCGUAUAUCUUUAUGGCGGAGAGUUUUCAGACAGCCCUCUCGAUUCACCAACAGCAUUCUCGCUUUGGGAAUACAAUGCCAUAUCCUCUCAAUGGAUCGAACAUCAGAAUCCAACAACUUCAUCUGGCGACAACGCUCAGUCUGGCGACCAACCGGUACAACGUGCUGCUGAAGGCGCUGGCGCCUCAGUUCCAGGAUUGGGGCGUGGGUUCUACUUUGGUGGGCAUGAAGAUACCCAUACAACCGAAGGAUGGUCGAACCAAGUCGCACGAAUCUACAUCAAGUCUUUGAUCGAGUUCACCUUCCCAGGAUAUCAGAACAACCAAGUAGCCUCCCUAUCGGACAACAAAGCUGCAGGCAGCGAUGGUGCAUGGCGCAAUGUCACGGUGGACAGUGCAGGAUUCCCAGAACGUGCAGAUGGACUGCUUACACAAAUGAAUGUUAUCGACGUGUACGACAUUGCUACCUCGACUUGGUACAAACAAGCAACAAGCGGACCUACACCAAGAAUUCGCGUCAACCCAUGUGCUGCAGUAGCAGCUGCCUCGGAUGGUAGCUCUUACCAAGUGCAUAUGUUCGGCGGGCAAAACCUCAUUCCUGCUGGCAAUCAGACUCAGUAUGAUGACCUCUGGAUCUUGACCGUUCCUUCUUUCACCUGGAUCCAAGUUGAUCAGAGCUCACAAUCAGUCCCACCUGGUAGAGCCGGUCACUCGUGUCAAAUGUGGGAUGGUCAGAUGGUGGUAGUUGGUGGUUAUGUGGGCGACCAGCUCAGCUGCGAUAGUCCUGGCAUCUACGUGCUCAAUGCAAGCAGUUUAGAAUGGGCAACUGGAUUUACCGCAUUGAGCGGAGGCUCAGACUCGGAUUCUUCAGUAUCUUCUGGUGCUUUCGGAGGCUCUUCUAGCACAGCUGCAGCAUCAUCGUCCGGCGCAUCUGCAGCUGGAGAUACAACAUCCCCAACCGGGUCAGGGUCCAGAAAUUGGGUCUCAAACGCUCGUACAAAUCCAUUCAACCAACAACCAGCCCAACUAGCCAACGGCAGCAGUCCAGGUGGUCUCGAAGGUUCCUACGGAUAUCAAGUUCCUGAUGCCGUUAUCUCAGUUAUUGGCGGCAACGCACAGGGAGGUGCGACUGUCACGGCGCCUGCUCAGACACCGAUUGAUGGACCGCUAAAGACUGGCAGUCCAAUCAUCUACAGCACCGUGACUUCCAGUUCAACUACAACAGCUACAAAUGGCUCUGGUGGCAACUCGAAUUCCGGAUCAGGAAACAAAGGCAGCAGCGGCCCCAAUGUCGGAGCUAUCGUUGCUGGCGUGAUCGCAGGUAUCCUCUUCAUUAUCGUCUGUUACCUUGCGUUCUGUGCUUGGCUCUACCGCAAACGCCUUCGACUAUACAAACGCCACGUCGAAAUGGCACAGCGACAGGCGCUCAAUGAGAAGACUCACCCGACCAUCCCAGGUCUCAUUCCUACAGGAGCAGGCUUCUCAAGUGGUGGCUCAGGCGAUCGUCGUCCAUGGACCUCAAGCGAAAACGCCAGUGGCAAAGGAAGCUCGAACCGCAACAAUGAUUGGGGAUAUACUGAGGCUUAUAGGACAGAUACUGCCGGUCAAGGCAGUGUAGAUGGUUUCUUGUUGAGGAGGAGCAGUGAUGAUAGUGGUGCGCCUGAAGAUUUGUUGGCUGGCAAUACUCCAUCCUUCUGGGGCACUGUUCUGGCACCGAGGCGCAGUUUGCGUGUUGUCAAUCGCGAUUGA